AUGGCAACGACUCCCCAGGAGAUGCGCAGGUUUCCCAGGCGUCUCGCGAGCUUUCGCGAACCUCAUCCUGUCGGUCCUCGCGCCUCUUCGUCCAGUCGCAAGAAAGCUGCCAAUACCACCGAAUGGCCGCAUGCAAGACCAGAGCCUGAGGCUGUAUGUCAUUCUGUAUUUGUGCCGCCACUCUACUGCAUACUAACUGUUGCUCUAGCUUGCUCGUGCUGGAUUCUUCUACCGACCCGCGACCGAUUCAGCUGACAACGUUCAGUGCUUUUGUUGUGCCGUCAAGCUCGACGGCUGGGAAGAAAGCGAUGAUGCUAUCCAAGAGCAUCUGGCACAUACCGACUACUGCGACUGGGCGACUGUCAUCAGCGUGCGACGAGAGGACGAUGACGAGCGCGACCCGGAAAUACGUGACCCAAUGUCCGUCGAAAUGACAGCUGCGCGAACUGGAACAUUUAUGCACGGAUAUGGAUGGCCUCACGAGCAUAAGAAGGGCUGGAAGUGCAAGAUCAGCAAACUUGUGGACGCCGGGUGGUCCUGGGAUCCUCAUGCAGAAGGCGAAGAAGGAGACGGCGUGUCCUGCUUCUAUUGCAAUAUGUCUCUUGACGGAUGGGAGCCAAAGGACGACCCGUUCAUGGAACACAAGCGACGCGCGCCCAAUUGUAGAUUCUUCCAGCUGCUGAGGGAAUACCACGGAGCAGAUGCAGCGAAUGGCAAAAUGAAGAAAAUCAAGGGACAGGCGAAAGCUGGUACAAGAACCAGCACUGCCAGCAAAGCUAGUAGAAUGAGCACUCAGAGUGCGAUGAGCGACAUGCCCAGUAUGGCUGGAAGCCUUGCUGAUACCCUCGACAAUGGGAGCUUGGCCGGCGUCGAUGAUAGUAUCCUCACCACCGCGACCAAUGCCUCUCAAGCGAUUACUAAGGGUAUUAAGAAGGGAGGCAGGACAAGAGCGACUGGAAAGGCAAAAAAGGGAAAGAAAGAUGCUCAGGUAGAAUCUGAGAUGGACGUCGAUCAAGCUCCGCCGGAGGAAGAAGAAUCACACAAAAGGGCUGCUAAGAGAGCACGAACUUCGAAGCAAGUGGACUCUUCCAUGGUAGAACUCAGUCAUUUCGACGCCGCUCCUCCUAAUAAGACGAGAGGCCGGAAGCCAAAUGCGCAAGCACAGCCCGAUCCACAGCCGCAGGUGGUUCAUCAAACACCAGAGCCAGAAGUAGAUGCAGGUCCCAGGAUGAGCGAGGUUUCCGCACAGCUGCACGAGGAGCUUGACCAUACUGCACCGCUCGAUCAAUCGACUCCUGUCAUCGAGCAACCCAAGCCCAAGCGCGGCAUAAAGCGGACAUCCGAUGGACUCCGCAAGGACACCCAGAUUGACUCCAGUGCCGUCGAGGUCGACGAUCCCGUCCCAGCGAAGGCCCCACCUCCUAAGCGCGGUCGAGGCCGACCAAAAAAGAUUUCCACGGAGUCGACAGACGCAGAGAAGGACAUGCGGAGCAGCGACGUGGUGCCCACCGAACAACUUGAAGCGAUGGGAGUGGAACAAUCGCAGGUGGAGACGAUUCAAGCUGCACCUGCGACAAAGAAAGGCAAAGGCAAGGCGAAAGCGAAAGGCAAAGGCAAAAAGACAUCUUCCACACGAUCUUCAAAGGCAGCCUUGGCUACCGCAGAACCGGAAGCGGCUGAGACAGAUGAGCACGAAGACCUCGAGCGAGACGAAAUUGAAAUUGAGGCAGAAUUGCAACGAAUUGCUGCUGAGCAGGCUUCUGAGCAAGCAGCAAUGCAAAACGAGCAGGAACAGGUAGAUGAGUUCGAGCCUUCGCCAUCUCAGGGUCGUGUCAGCAAAGACAGCGCGGAGAUUCAAGGCAUGCGCGACGAGGUCCAAGCGGAGGAUGAGAACAUCUCUAGAAAGGAUUUCGUAUCUCCCUGGAAAGAGCCAGCAGCUGGGCCCACUCCUAGCCCUAGUGGGAGCGAGAAGGAAAACCGCCCGUUCACUGCCUCGAGACACUCAAGCGAGAAACAAAAGUCAGCCGCCAAACUCAGCCCAACGAAGACGGUUCGCAUCCCGAUCGCUGCCAGCACUCCGCAUCGCUCGCCUGGAAAGAGGAUGCUCAGCCCUAGCAAACAAAUCUCGCAUCUUCACUCCUCUGCUCCGUGGAGUGCAGUAGACCUGGAUACUGCUCUUCUCCCCUCGCCACAGCCUACUCCCGGCAAAUUAGAAGAACAGCUCGUUGCGGCCGCUGGCAACCUGACUGAGGAAGAGAAGAAGAUGUCUGUCGAAGAAUUCGUGCGGCACCGCGCUGGCAGGGCUGAGGAACAACUCAGGAAAGGCUGUGAGCGAUUGGUGGCUGCUUUUGAGAAGGAGGGGAUGAGAGGACUGGAGAGUCUCAAUGGAAUCCAAAUUGCUGGCUGA
Messenger RNA from Lecanosticta acicola, 2407 nucleotides. The record is from the annotation of a GenBank genome assembly. NCBI's taxonomy places the organism in Eukaryota, Fungi, Ascomycota, Dothideomycetes, Mycosphaerellales, Mycosphaerellaceae.